GGGGGCGGGGGUGGCGCGGUACCUGCUUGGGCUCAGUGACGACCGGCGGCGGCGGGGGCACCGCCUGCACAGGUCCGGCCGGCAUGACGGCGACGCUCAGGGCUGCCAGUCCGCCUCGGUGUAGACGACAGGGUACGGCGUCACGACGAGACCCUCCGCACCGACGCUACGACGAGUCUGCAAGAUGGCGGCUGCCCACGGAGACGCGACGGAGGUCCGAAUGACGUACUUCCGGUCCCGCCCUCUUUCGCCGUGGCGUGCUUCCCUCUCCUCCCGGCGGGCUCUGCGGCAGCAGCUGGAGACGCGGUUGCCAUGGCAGCGGUCUGGGACCUGAGCUAAGGGGUUUCGAGGAGAGUCAGGCGCUGGCGGGGGCCAGGGGGGAAAGUUGCAAGAACUGGCCAGACACCGAAGCUGAGUCUGCGACGUCGGGGCAGGAGCUGUGGGGAUGGCACACCUGCUAGGCAGCCAGGCCUGCAUAGACAGCCUGCGCAGAGACCUCACUGACCUGCAGGGGACCAUCGUGGACGUGUUUUCCCGUGCUGGGCCUGUGCGCUGUCCCUCGUGGAAGUUCCCUGACCGUGUGGCCUGUGACCUUGACAUGGUAGCCCUGCUGGAGCACUAUGACCACGUGCCAGGUGACCCUGAGUUCACGCAGUUGUCCCACACUGUGCUGCUGGAGCUGGUCAUCGACAGGCUCCUGCUGCUGCUGCAGAGCUGUUCCAGCUACCUGGAAAACCUUGGCUUGGAGCAGGCGAUGCCCCGCGCCCGAGAUCCAGGACCCUGCAUGUCUGUGGGGCUCACAGUGCGGCGCUUCUGGAACAGCCUGCUGAGGCUGGGCAAGCUUUACCAACUGGCGGCUCCCCAGAAAAGGCAAAACCCAGGAGAGAUUCUCACUGCCAAGCCCAUGGCCAAAGGCGAGCCUGCCAGGAGCCCUGAAUGUAUGACUGCCAAGUUCAUCAAACCUCCCUCCCCAGUACCAGGUUUGCCCCAUACCUGCCCAGGGCUGCAGACCAUCCCUGUCAGAGUGUCCCUGAGGUGCCCAGCCGGGACAUCCGAGAACACCAAGAGCGUCCACUCCCAGACCAUCGAAACAGCAUUGGUACCCUGUGACGCUUGCACCAGUGUCCAGGGCAGUCUUCGAGAGGUGGGCAAGGUGGUCAUCAGCUUAUGUCAGAGCCAGAACUUGCCCUCAUCCUUGGGCCAAUUCCAGCAGCUGGUACAGGACAGUAUGGGGCUCAGGCCCCUGCCAGCCGCUACCAUGGGCCACUGGGCAGCAGAACAGAGCAAAGACCUGACACGCCUCAGUAAGCACGUGGGGGCCCUCACUCAGCUUGUCGGGCCCCUCAGGACCCAGCUAGAGGAGGCUGAGGGGCAGAAGGAUGGACUGAGGCAGCAGGUGGGCGAGCUGGAGCAGUCCCUGCUGCAGGAGCAGAGGGAGCGACGGCGGCAGACGGAGGAGGCUGAGCGGCACUUGGCACAGUGGGAGUGUGACAGACAGCAGCUGCUCACAGAAACGUGUGACCUAAAGACAAAGGUGGCCACCCUGGAGGAGCAGCUGAAGGACCAGCAGGAGUCCAUGCAGGCUGUGGAGGCAAAGUCUCAGGAGCUGCAGGAGGAAGGAGAGCGCAGGGCAGCAGCUGAGAAGCAGGUGCAGGUGCUGGAGGAGCAGGUGCAGGUGCUGGCAGGGCGGCUGGAUGGAGCUGGCCAGCAGAUCCGCUGGGCCAGCACAGAGCUGGACAAGGAGAAGGCCCGCGUUGACAGCAUGGUCCGCCAUCAGGAGUCUCUGCAGGCCAAACAGCGGGCCCUGCUACAGCAGCUGGACAGCCUGGACCAGGAGCGCGAUGAGCUGCGGGGAAGCCUGGAUGAGGCUGAGCUUCAGCGGGCUCAGGUGGAGCAGCAGCUGCAGACCCUACAAAUGGAGAGAGAGCACAGGCAGUGCCAACUCCAGGCCCAGCAGGAGCUGCUGCAGAGCCUGCAGCAAGAGAAGCAGGAGCUGGAACAGGCAAGCACAGACCUGCGGCUGACCGUCUCAGAGCUGCAGCGGGAGGUGGCCGAGCUGAGGGAGAGGGAGCGACUGCUGGUGGCCUUCCCGGACCUCAACAGGCCCACAGAGGCUCAAAUCGAAAGCUCUGGCGAUGUUACCUACGACAUGGAGAGGCAAGUGCAGGCCAACAAUAUCCGUAUCCAGGUACUGAAGGAGGAGAAUGGGCGACUCCAGUCAAUGCUGACCAAAAUCCAAGAGGUGGCCCAGCAGGGAGGCCUCAAGCUGAUCCCACAGGACCAGCUCUGGUCCCCUCCCCACAAGGACAUCCAGGGAGCAGCACCCCCAGCACAGGCCCAGAGUGCAUCCUCUCGGCCUGUGAGCAGGAAGCACCCUCUUGGCAGCAGAACAGGCAGUGCAGGCAAGACCCCGCCUGGCCGGCCUCAAGCAUCCCCAGCCCAGCAGCCCAGCAGCAAGCCUUCCCCAGAGAACAGGACUGUCUCAGCGACCUGUGCCCAGAACCCCAUCCGGGCCUUGGCCAGGCUCAGGAGGAGACUCUCGCCGAGCCGGGGAGCCCAGGCUGCAGGCCAGGAGGGAUCCAUUCCCCGUGAAGAGUCCCCACUGGGGUUGGGGUUAGUCGUCGGAGUAGCGGUUCCCUGCAGCAGGGGAGGAAGAGCAGGAGGGACGCAUCAGGUGGGGUCAGCAGCCAUGGGUCCAGGGACCCGCCUGGCCUAUGGUGCUCACCCAGUACAUUGAACUUGCACAGCGGGCAAGUCUGCUGCAGCAUCAGCCAGGGGUCCACGCAGUCUCUGUGGAACUCGUGCUUACACGGCAGCACCCGGAGCCACUGCAGGGUGGGGAAGAGGGCCUCAGGAUCCAUAUAGGGGCGAGGCCCACGCCCCUCACAAGCUGGGCGCUGAGCAUCCCCAAGGUCUACCCCUCUGUCCUGCUCUUGGCAGCCCUGGCGGGGACUGGGAGAAGGACCUGUUGGGAGUGUUCCAGGGACUCUCUGGAAUCUGAUUGGGGACAUCAUAGGUCAGCUGAUGGCUGAUCUCAUCCAGGUACUAACCUGCUUGUUACAGAAGUAGUCCAGGCAAACAGCACAAGUCUCAGUGCCAGGGUCUGGGAGACCUUGUGCUGCCCUGCUCAGCCGGCAGCGCCGGGUCUUGAGGGAUGCCAGUCUUCGAACCACCUGGCGCUUGAACAGGUCCCCCUGUGGGAAAAGGACAGUCAUAGUCUUCCAGGCCCAGAGGCUGGAGACACCAGGGCUUCCACAGUCUCUCACCUGGCCUCCGGGUUCCUGCUGGCUCUGCCGGGAUGCCUGUCGCUGGGCUUGGACCACGAGGCCUGUGCACAGGAGCAUGGCCACCAACAGGAUGGCAUUCCAUAGCUGCUGCAGGGGCUUCUGCGGAGGGAGGCAGGUAUCAAGGGGCUGGGCCAUGCCACAAGCUUCCUCCAGGAACAUGCACGCUCCGGAAUGCCAAGGGCCAGGCAAGAGACAUGAGACAAGAGAUUGAGGGCUUCUGUCUCUACCGGCUUCUCACUUGUCCUUCUGAAGUCUCCAUCCCUCCACUACCUACUGUGCAGCUUGUCCUGGACCCAGUUACACUGACCCUCAGCAUCCUGCGGCCCCAGCCCCACCCUACCCUUCAUCCUGGCCUGUCCUCAGGCCCCGCUGUGCUCCACUCACCUUCAUCCAGGCUGAAUGGUCACACCUGAAGUCCCUUUCCCGGCUCUGUGGCUCUGCUGUCCUAGAGACCUCACAGCCCCUCCUCCAUCCUGUGAUCGUCCACCCUUUCACAGCACCCACCCAUUUUUCACCACAGGCCGAGGAACCUCACCUGCAAACCUGACCCUGUUGCAUGCCUUCCUGUCUCCAUCUUUGUCCCUUCUCCUUCCCUAUCUUAAGAAACCUUUCAUAUACUUCCUUAUCCUAAGAAAUCUUGGGCUGGAGAGAUGGCUUAGCAGUUAAGGCAUUUGCCUGCAAAGCCAAAGGACCUUGGUUCGAUUCCCCAGGACCUACG
Messenger RNA from Jaculus jaculus (lesser Egyptian jerboa), 4005 nucleotides. It is a transcript of the gene Ccdc157, whose product is annotated as coiled-coil domain containing 157. Lineage: Eukaryota; Metazoa; Chordata; Mammalia; Rodentia; Dipodidae. The transcript is spliced from 12 exons. Bases 446 to 2737 code for a protein of 763 amino acids. The record is from RefSeq and is a predicted model, not a curated record.